AUGGCGUUCGCCACCAUGCCGAUCAUGAUCUCCGUCGUCCUGCUUAUUCUCGCCGGAGCCGUGGCGGCGGCGCCUCCUCCCACCGCAGGAGGGCCGCCUAAGGCGCCCGUGACUCCACCGGCGGGGCCGCCUAAGGCGCCCGUGACUCCGCCGGCAGGGCCGCCGAAGGUUCCCACGCCUCCUUUGACAGGGCCACCCAAGGGAGCGUCGCCUCCGGCGGCGGCCGGCCCGCUCAAGUUCCCGGCACUCCUUGCUUUCGGCGACUCGGUGGCGGACACGGGCAAUAACAACUACGUGAGAACCAUCGUUAGGGCCAACUUCCCGCCCUACGGCAAGGACUUUGCCGGGCACAAGGCCACUGGCAGGUUCUGUGACGGCAAGGUCAGCGUAGAUUUCCUAGCGUCGGCACUUGGUGUGAAGGAACUGCUCCCGCCGUACCUGAAGAAGGACCUCUCCCUGGAGGAGCUUAAAACCGGCGUGAGCUUCGCAUCGGCGGGGAGCGGCUACGACAACUCCACCUGCAGGACCAUGUCGGCGCUGACGAUGGAGCGGCAGCUGCAGAUGUUCCAGGAGUACAAGGCCAAGGUGGGCGGCACCAUCCCAGACAAGACCCUCUACCUCCUCGUGUGGGGCAGCAACGACAUCGUGGAGCACUUCACCUUCGCGGACGGCAUCACGGAGCCCAACUACGCCGACUACCUGGUCAAGCGCGCCAUCUCCUACAUCCAGUCCCUCGUCGACCUCGGCGCCAAGAGGGUCGCCCUCACGGGGAUUCCCCCCGUCGGCUGCCUGCCCUCGCAGCGUAUGAUGGCCGGCGGGAUCCGGAAGCAGUGCGCCACCGACCGCAACCAGCUCUCCAUCAUGUUCAACCGCAAGGUCAGCCAGGAGAUGGCCACGCUCAACGCCAAGCUCCCCGGCGUCACCCUCGUCUACAUCGACCUCUACGGCAUCUUCACCGACAUGAUCGAGAGGCACGACGCGCUCGGCUUCAAGAACGGCAAGGACGCAUGUUGCGGAUACAUCGGACUCGCGGCAGCCGUGCUCUGCAACUUCGCCAGCCCGCUCUGCCCCGACCCCUCCAAGUACAUCUUCUGGGACAGCUACCACCCCACGGAGGCCGCAUACAAGGUCAUCAUCGACAUGAUCGUCGACAAAUACUUCAAAUACAUGCACUAG
Messenger RNA from Lolium rigidum, 1176 nucleotides. Its product is annotated as GDSL esterase/lipase At3g14820-like. The record is from RefSeq and is a predicted model, not a curated record. Bases 1 to 1176 code for a protein of 391 amino acids. The transcript has 3 exons. Lineage: Eukaryota; Viridiplantae; Streptophyta; Magnoliopsida; Poales; Poaceae. Gene Ontology annotation, molecular function: lipase activity. Gene Ontology annotation, biological process: lipid metabolic process.